This is a messenger RNA of Urocitellus parryii (Arctic ground squirrel), 1538 nucleotides long. It is a transcript of the gene Ptk6, whose product is annotated as protein tyrosine kinase 6. Gene Ontology annotation, biological process: protein phosphorylation. Gene Ontology annotation, molecular function: protein binding; protein tyrosine kinase activity; ATP binding. Lineage: Eukaryota; Metazoa; Chordata; Mammalia; Rodentia; Sciuridae. The record is from RefSeq and is a predicted model, not a curated record.
AUGGUGUCCCGGGACCAGGUCCACCUAGGCCCCAAGUAUGUGGGCCUCUGGGACUUUGAGGCACGGACAGAUGAGGAGCUGAGCUUCCGGCAGGGGGACAUCUUCCACGUGACCAGGAAGGAGGAGCAGUGGUGGUGGGCCACCCUGCUGGACUCUGCAGGUGCGGCCCUUGCUGAGGGCUAUGUGCCCUGCAACUACCUGGCAGAGGAGGAGGCCGGGGAGUCCGAGCCGUGGUUCUUUGGCCAAAUCUCCCGCUCAGAGGCCGUGCACCAGCUACAGGCGGAGGGCAACCCCACUGGUGCCUUCCUGAUCCGGGUCAGCGGGAAGCUGGGAGCAGACUACGUUCUCUCUGUGCGGGACGCUCAGGUCGUGCGGCACUACAGGAUCUGGCGGCGCUCUGGCCGGCUACACUUGAACGAGGCAGUGUCCUUUCCCAGUCUGCCUGAGCUCCUGGACUACCACAAGGCCCAGAGCCUGUCCCAUGGCCUGCGGCUGACCGUGCCCUGCUGUAAGCACGAGUCGGAGCCCCUGCCCCACUGGGCCAACUGGGAGAGGCCAAGGGAGGAGUUCACGCUCUGCCGGAAGCUGGGCGCUGGCUAUUUUGGGGAGGUCUUUGAAGGGCUCUGGAAAGACCAGGUCCGAGUGGCCAUCAAGGUGAUUUCCCGAGACAACCUCCUGCACCAGAACACCUUCCAGCGGGAGAUCCAGGCCAUGAAGCAGCUGCGGCACAGGCACAUCCUGGCGCUGUACGCCGUGGCGUCCCUAGGGGACCCCGUCUACAUCAUCACGGAGCUCAUGCCCAAGGGGAGCCUGCUGCAGCUGCUGCGGGACUCUGAUAAGCAAGCCCUGCCCAUCUCGGAGCUGGUGGACCUUGCAUCGCAGGUGGCGGAGGGCAUGUGCUACUUGGAGUCACAGAACUAUGUUCAUCGGGACCUGGCUGCCAGGAACAUCCUUGUGGGGGAGAACAAUAUCUGCAAAGUGGGGGAUUUUGGGCUGGCCAGGCUCAUCAAGGAGGACAUCUACCUCUCCCAUGACCACAGCAUCCCCUACAAGUGGACAGCCCCUGAGGCACUCUCCCUAGGGCAUUAUUCCAUCAAAUCUGAUGUCUGGUCCUUCGGGGUCCUCCUCCAUGAGAUCUUCAGCAGGGGUCAGACACCUUACCCAGGCAUGUCCAACCACGAAGCCUUCCUGAGGGUGGACGCUGGCUACCGCAUGCCUUGCCCCCUGGAGUGCCCACCUCCCGUGUACGGGCUGAUGUGCUCCUGCUGGAGCAGGGACCCAGAGCAGAGGCCUUGCUUCCAAGCCCUGUGGGAGAGACUCUCUGGCUUCACCAGGUAYGAGAACCCACUCUGAGAUGCCUUGGGGGCUGCCUGGCCUGGUCCUGGCUGUCCUGGACCUCAGGAGAAGUGUGGUCCUUUAGCUGACUGACCUGAUGGUGGCACAGCAAACWGCACGUGGGGACCUGAGGAAGCAGCAGAGCAGCUACAUGACUCUGACAAGCAGCAGGCUGCAGGCCUGGCCCAAUGCCCUCACUGGCC